GAGGAUUGAGAGUGGGGGGAUCCGCCAGGACGAGGCCUCGGACAGAAAGGCGCGCUCAGAUUUGGAAGUCUCAGACUGGGAAGACGCGCCGAGAUAGCUGGAAGACUGGAGGUGAGAAGUUUCAGGCUGAGAGAGGUGUUUUAGAACCUCACCUGAAACAGGUGGGCUGUCACACCGAGUCUCCAAGGUACCUGUAUUUCAGCAGAAGGAAGUGCAGAACACUGAAUACCAGCACGGAUGGCAAACUUCAAGGGCCAUGCUCUCCCGGGGAGUUUCUUCUUGAUAAUCGGUCUGUGGUGGUCAGUGAAGUACCCGCUGAAGUAUUUCCACCACCGAGGGAAGAAGAACAAGCUGGACCAUCUUCAGCAGCGUCUUGAGCUCAUUGAAGCCGCACUCAAGACUUUGUUUUCAGUCAUUGGGAUCCUGGCAGAGCAGUUUGUUCCUGACGGGCCCCACCUCCACCUCUACAAUGAAAACCACUGGAUAAAACUAAUGAACUGGCAGCACAGUACCAUGUACUUAUUCUUUGGAGUCUCAGCAAUCAUUGACAUGCUCACCCUCCUGGUUACCCACAUCCCCUUGGGGGUGGACAGAUGGGUUUUGGCUGUGGCAGUAUUUACCGAAGGUUUUCUCUUCUACUACCACGUUCAUGACAGACCUCCGCUGGACCAACACAUCCAUUUACUCUUGGUGUUUGGUUUGUUCGGAGGAGGUAUCAGUAUAGCCCUGGAGGUGAUCUUUCGGGACAAUAUUGUGCUGGAACUUUUCCGAACCAGUCUCCUGAUUUUCCAGGGAACCUGGUUCUGGCAGAUUGGAUUUGUGCUCUUUCCACCUUUUGGGACACCUGAAUGGGACCAGAAUGACAUGGGCAACAUCAUGUUCAUCACCAUGUGCUACUGCUGGCACUACCUGGUCGCCCUCUGCAUCAUGGCCAUCAACUACUCUCUUGUUUACUGCAUUCUGACUAGGGCGAACCAACGAGGAGGAGGAGGAGGAGGAGAGAUAAUUGGGAUUCAAAAGCUGAAGUCCGAUCACACUUACCAGACUGCCCUUUUGAGUGGCUCUGAUGAGGAAUGACAUUAAGCCAUGGGGAGACGGAGACCACCCAGCCUGCUGAGCCCCACAGCUGCAGUGAGUGCACCUCCUGCUCGUUGUUUUGAGGCCUGCCUUGGACUGCUCCUAAAGCACUGUAUAUUAGUACCCUUCAUUUAAUACAAAGUUGGAGGAUCUAUUACACAAAACUGUGUAUCUUGCUGCUUGGAUUUUUCAAUUUUAAAGUCUUUGUCAGUCUUUCAUAAAGAAAAAUGAAGUAA
Molecule: messenger RNA, 1313 nt
Organism: Chinchilla lanigera (long-tailed chinchilla)
Lineage: Eukaryota; Metazoa; Chordata; Mammalia; Rodentia; Chinchillidae
Gene: Tmem45b
Product: transmembrane protein 45B
Exons: 7
Coding region: 238-1077 (279 amino acids)
Source: RefSeq, a predicted model, not a curated record